Messenger RNA from Thrips palmi, 1789 nucleotides. RefSeq lists its product as uncharacterized. Bases 253 to 1329 code for a protein of 358 amino acids. The record is from RefSeq and is a predicted model, not a curated record. NCBI's taxonomy places the organism in Eukaryota, Metazoa, Arthropoda, Insecta, Thysanoptera, Thripidae. The transcript is spliced from 6 exons.
GUCCGUGCGAGAGCCCGCCUAGGUCGGCACCGACGCGUCGGGCCGUACAGUGGUCGGGUGAUUCUGUCACAGCGACUGAAUGGUGCUGGAAGCUGGCGGCAAUGCGGCCAGGGUAGGUCGUCGUCGCGACUGUCAGCUGUCUCUCAGGCCACCUGCUCUCUCACUUGCAUUUGGAAUUUGGAUUUUCGUGGCGUGGUUCGGCUAUUGUGAUUGUGGUGACUGCGGCGUAUCGUGCCGGACGAAGGGUUUAAAAUGGAUAACACCAACCCAUCUCAUGCCCAAUGGACGGCGCUUAUGGAUUUUCUUGAGCCUGACGAAGAGAUGCUAGGAGGUAUUGUGCUGCAGCCAAGAGGACUCAACUAUUUAAAGCAACGGUGGGAGACUUUGGCCAUACUUCUUAACGCCACAGAAGGGGCAACAUGUGUCAAAACUGGUCCAGAAUGGAAAAAUGCAUGGAACAACUUAAAGUGCCGAUCCCGACGAAUCUACCGAGAUAAAGUAAGGCAUUUAGCAUUGGCAGGACAACCAUUUCCGCCCCCUGAAGGUGUUAAUGGCCUCAAUGAAAUCGGUGUAAGGGCCAUCCAAAUAAGUGGGGGUGUUACCAUGGCAUUGAAAUGUUUGGGGCCACUUCCUGCUCAGAUAGACCAACUAGUACAGCAAGUUGCUGAAGCACCUGCCCAAGUAGCGCAAGCUGCUGAGGCUGCCCAUGCUGCGCCACCUGCUCAACCAGCUGAGGCUGCCCAUCCUGCGCCACCUGUUCAACCACCUCACGCUGGCCAAGCUGCACAAGCUGCUCCACUACCUGAGGCUGGCCAAGCAGCGCCACCUGUUCAACCACCUGAGGCUGGCCAAGCUGUGCAAGCUGCUCAACCACCUCAGCCUGCCCAAGUUGCGCAAGCGGCUCAACCAGUUGCUUUUGUGGUGCUAGACGAUGAAGCACUGCUUGGAGAGGCUGCUGGGCCUGUUGCAGGCGUCGAACCAGACCUUGUUCCAUUCAAAUGGGAGAACGAAGAUGACAAUGAUGUGCUAUUUUUGGACUUGGUGACACCUGUGAAGAAUGAAGUGGAGGUGAAGCUGGAGCCUGUCAAAGCCCAAAUCAAGGAGGAAGGAGGAAUUGGAGGCAUGUACCACACCCCGCCAAGGGACUCUGGUCUCACACCUUCUUGCAAGAGAAGGCUUCUUAGAGGCCACGCCCGUGAUGAAGGGUUUUGGGCGCAGCCUGGCACAGGACACCUAGCUGAGUCUAGGCUAGAUGCGUUGAUCAGAGAUAAUACUAAUGUUAUGCAAGAGUUAUUGAAGGUGAUGCAAAGUAUCAAUCUCAAAUUUUGAUUAUUAUCAUUCAUCUUGCAUCUGACCCAUUGACCACGAACUGUAACAUUUAAAUGGAAACAUUUAAAUGUACAUUUGCACAGUUCCAUUUGUAUAUGUUUCUCUUUUCCAAGUUUUAAUUGGUUGUUUUUAGCCACUCAAAACAUAAUCUCAAACUUUUCUUGAUUUUUCUUGCAUUUGCAAAUUUGACCAAUUUGUCACAUUUCAUUUUUUUAAGAAGUUCAAUUGUGUUUUGUUGUGCAUAAGCAUGCAUCUCAAACUUGUCCUGAUAUUAUUGUUCAUUAGAUGUUCCUUUUUUUUAAUGUUGGUUUUUUUCCUAUGUUGACUAUUUGGGGUGAGUGUGAGGUAACUCAAUUUAAUUUCACUCUGUAUUAGAAUAGUUGUGACAUUUUAUACUUUUAUUUUAGUUGGUACAAGCUGUGAAGAGUACAAGUUGUAAAGAGUGACACUUUAAUGUUCA